GGUUUUACAUAUAAAUACUUGAGCAUUUCUGCAGGAUUUAAAAAUGGUAACCUGCCUUUCCUCUCUGGAUCAGCUGACUGACUUGUAAACUGUACGGACUUUUCCUCUUCUUUCUUGAGUCACAUUAGUAUCAGGAACUUUAUUUUCUCUCAAGUCAGCCAUUUGAUAAGUCAGUCCAGCAACCUUGGAACUUUCCAGUCAGUGGGGUCCUAGAUCAGGCUAUUUUUGUUUUAACUUCUGUUUUUCAGUAAAUUCUACAAGUAGAAACUGCAACUAAAUGGCUCAAUGAAACCCAAGUCAGUGUUCCUCCCUUAACUGGAGAAAUUCUUUUCAUAACUCAACAGACUCCAAGAAUGUAUACGAUUUUGAGAGGGAGCUUUCUUUUCUCCCUCGGUGCAACUGUGGUGAUGACAGCCAUCAAAACAUUUUGUAGGGUUUUGCCUUUUUUUUCUUUGUCUUUUGUUUUAGAUACAAUCUUUAAAACCUUACUGUGAAGAAGCUGGGGACUAGGUAGCCACAUCCCAUUUGCAGAUAAGAAAGGAGGCCUAAUGCAAUAUCUGCAAAGCCAGGUGGCUGACUCAGUCCUUGUGUCUUUUAUGCACAGAAUAGCACUUACAAAUGACACCGCUUCUUUACCAGACACUGCUCCAAGCACAUGAGCUCCUUUAACCCUCACAGCCGUCCUGUGAGGUAGGUGUGGUUGUGAUUCCAUUCAACGAAUGGGGGAGUUGAGGUGCACAGCUAAGGUGCUAUAGCCCAAGUCAUGCAGACAUUAAAAGAGGGGCCAAGAUUUGAUCCCAGGCAGUGUGAGUCUAGAUGGAACUUCAGACUGCGGGAUGCUACAUGGCUUUUCUGAAGCUCAAUACAUCACAUCAGAAAAUGAAUGUCAAGCUCUCUGGAAAGCACAACAGUGAUGGAGUACAUGAGCACUGGAAGUGAUAAUAAAGAAGAGAUUGAUUUAUUAAUUAAACACUUGAAUGUGUCUGAUGUAAUAGACAUCAUGGAAAAUCUUUACACAAGUGAAGAGCCAGCGGGUUACGAACCCAGCCUAAUGACCGUGUGUCAAGACAGCAAUCAGAACGAGGAGCGUUCGGAGUCCCUGCUGCUCAGUGGCCAGGAGGGGCCGUGGCUGUCCUCAGUCAGAUACGGAACCGUGGAGGACCUUCUGGCUUUUGCAAACCACAUAUCCAAUACUGCAAAGCGUCUUUAUGGACACAGACGACAGGAGUCUGGAAUUUUGUUAAAUAUGGUAAUCACCCCCCAAAAUGGACGCUAUCAGAUAGACUCUGAUGUUCUCCUCGUCCCCUGGAAGCUGACUUACAGGAAUAUUGGCUCCGAUUUCAUUCCUCGGGGGGCCUUUGGGAAAGUGUACUUAGCACAAGAUAUAAAGACUAAGAAAAGAAUGGCAUGUAAACUGAUUCCAGUAGAUCAAUUUAAGCCAUCUGAUGUGGAAAUCCAAGCUUGUUUUCGGCACGAGAACAUCGCUGAGUUAUAUGGUGCCGUCCUGUGGGGUGAAACUGUCCAUCUCUUUAUGGAAGCAGGCGAGGGCGGAUCUGUUCUGGAGAAACUGGAGAGCUGUGGACCAAUGAGAGAAUUUGAAAUUAUUUGGGUGACAAAGCAUGUUCUCAAGGGACUUGAUUUUCUACACUCAAAGAAAGUGAUUCACCAUGAUAUUAAACCUAGCAACAUUGUUUUCAUGUCCACAAAAGCCGUCUUGGUGGAUUUUGGCCUCAGUGUUCAGAUGACUGAAGAUAUCUAUUUCCCUAAGGACCUCCGCGGAACAGAGAUUUACAUGAGCCCCGAAGUGAUCCUGUGCAGGGGCCAUUCCACCAAGGCAGACAUCUACAGCCUGGGGGCCACGCUCAUCCACAUGCAGACCGGCACCCCACCCUGGGUGAAGCGCUACCCUCGCUCAGCCUACCCUUCCUACCUGUACAUUAUCCACAAACAGGCCCCUCCAUUAGAGGAUAUUGCGGACGACUGCAGCCCCGGCAUGAGAGAGCUGAUAGAGGCUGCCCUGGAGAGGAACCCCAAUCACCGCCCCAGGGCAGCAGACCUACUGAAACAUGUGGCCCUGAACCCCCCGAGAGAGGACCAGCCACGCUGUCAGAGUCUGGACUCUGCCCUCUUUGAGCGGAAGAGGCUGCUGAGUAGGAAGGAGUUGGAACUUCCGGAGAACAUUGCAGAUUCUUCAUGUACAGGAAGCACGGAGGAAUCUGAGAUGCUAAAGAGACAGCGUUCUCUCUACAUUGACCUUGGAGCCCUGGCUGGCUAUUUCAACCUUGUCCGGGGUCCACCAACAUUAGAAUAUGGCUGACUGAUGACAUCGUUUGCUCUAAAUUAAGGCUCAGCUUUUAUCUCCUGGAAGCUUGUUCUGCUGACUCUACACAGGGGCUCUGUCUAGUGCAUUGGAGCAUUUACUAGCUGGCACUGCGGGCUCCCGUGACUCAUGAAUGUGACUCCAUGUGGCUCCUGUGUGUUUGAUUUGUGGAGCGGCCCAGGUACCCGCCAGGGCGGAAGGUUCUCAUUUCUCAGGUGGUGUGAGUGAAGGGGAGGAAGUUAAGCAUGCAUAGAAGGAUCAUUUCUGGUGACUGAUGUCAUUCACUGUGCACUUUGUUCAAAUUUUUAAAAAUACCAAUUAUAAGAGUAAUAUAUUAGCCUCAAAUUACUAUUCUUGAUUCUAACUUAAGUAUGGGAAGUUCAUUUAAUGCAGAAUAGUUGUUUUGUAUAUAUCAGUAUAUAAUAUAUGCUAACUCUCUGAGCCUGUGUCAGUAGAUUCUAGUUUAAAUUAAAGUUAUUGUGUUUUGGGUGAAUAGAACAACUUGAAUAUUGUAGCAAUAAGCUGAACUAGUGUCUCGAAAGUGGCUCGCUGGCCAGUGCGGCGCCACCUGGCAGCAGGCCAGUAGUGCCGGGUUCUGUUGUGUUCCUAUGGAAACAUUUGUACCGUACGUGCCAUGCUUAAGACAUUUAAAACACGACGUUUUGAAUGUGGAUAAAACUGUGUAAACCACAUAAUUUCUGUACAUCCCAAAGGAUGAGAAUGUGACCUUCACGAAAAGCGGAAACUUUUGUCAAAUCUUAAUGAUGCUACUUUUAUACCUCCUAUGACUAUUUUCUUUCAAGCAUUUGUAUAUUAAAAUAGCAUACUAUGUAUGUUUUAUAUCAAAUGCCCUCAUGACUCUUUCUUAUAUAUAUUUAACAUUGUAAAUAAAUAUGUGACUAUUCCUACUUAAAGUAUUUUUUUACAUCGUGCAAAUGAAACCAACACUUUUAUCCAAUAUGAUU
Artibeus jamaicensis (Jamaican fruit-eating bat) is the source of this 3285-nucleotide messenger RNA. RefSeq names its product mitogen-activated protein kinase kinase kinase 8 (gene MAP3K8). Lineage: Eukaryota; Metazoa; Chordata; Mammalia; Chiroptera; Phyllostomidae. The coding region runs from base 884 to 2317 and encodes 477 amino acids. The record is from RefSeq and is a predicted model, not a curated record. Gene Ontology annotation, molecular function: ATP binding; protein kinase activity. The transcript is spliced from 8 exons. Gene Ontology annotation, biological process: protein phosphorylation.